Messenger RNA from Epinephelus lanceolatus (giant grouper), 2816 nucleotides. Its product is annotated as cytochrome P450 2B4-like. Gene Ontology annotation, molecular function: heme binding; iron ion binding; oxidoreductase activity, acting on paired donors, with incorporation or reduction of molecular oxygen, reduced flavin or flavoprotein as one donor, and incorporation of one atom of oxygen. Gene Ontology annotation, biological process: xenobiotic metabolic process. Lineage: Eukaryota; Metazoa; Chordata; Actinopteri; Perciformes; Serranidae. The record is from RefSeq and is a predicted model, not a curated record. Gene Ontology annotation, cellular component: intracellular membrane-bounded organelle; cytoplasm.
UUCAGCUUUGCAGCAGCCAUUGUCCGGACUGCCCUGUUUGCUUGCUUACUGUGGGUCUUGUGGGGCCUAUACCACAGUUACAAACCAACGUCGACAAGCAACACAAAGUCCAGUUCGGUCCACCAUGUUUGCUUCAAUCAUCCUGCUAUGGCUCUGCAUUGGCUUCCUCAUCCUUCAACUCAAACCCCGGAGGCCCAAAAACUUUCCACCAGGACCCCCUAUUCUGCCCAUACUGGGGAACAUUUUGCACAUGAGCCUGGAGAACCCCCUGGAGGACUUUGAGAGACUGAGGAAGUCUUAUGGAAAUAUUUACAGUCUGUACCUGGGUCCAAGACCAGCUGUAAUCAUCCACGGGAUGAAGGCCAUGAAGGAGGCUUUAGUGACCAAGGGCAUUGAUUUUGCUGGAAGACCCCAAGACCUGUUUGUCAAUGACACUACCGAUAGGAAAGGAGUGAUUCUGGCAGAUUAUGGCCCAAGUUGGAGGGACCAUCGCCGCUUUGCUCUCAUGACCUUGAGGAACUUUGGUCUGGGGAAGAAUUCCAUGGAGGAAAGGAUUCAUGGAGAGAUAAAAUACAUCAUUGAUACACUGGAGAAGAGCAUUGGCAAAUCCAUGAGUCCCCAAGUUAUGUUUCAUAAUGCAGCGUCCAACAUCAUCUGCCAGGUUCUGUUUGGUACACGCUACGAGUAUGAUGACAAAUUCAUCAAAGUGAUUGUUCAGUGCUUUACUGAGAAUGCCAAGUUGGCCAAUGGACCAUGGGCUAUGCUAUAUGACUCUCUUCCUAUGAUUCGUAGCCUGCCGCUGCCCUUUAUGAAGGCCUUUAAGAAUGUUGAGACUUGUCAGAGAAUUGCAAAACGAUUGUUGAAUGAGCACAAGAGUACCAGGGUCCCCGGACAGCCUCGAGACUUUGUUGACUGCUACCUGGAUGAGAUGGAUAAGAGAAGUGGUGAUAGUUCUUCAUUUACAGAACAACAACUGUCUAUGUACGCUCUCGAUAUUCACUUUGCUGGGACAGACACUACCUCCAACACCCUGCUCACUGGUUUCCUCUACCUUAUGACCUACCCACACGUACAAGAGCGUUGUCAGCAGGAGAUAGACAAGGUGUUGGAGGGGAAGGAUCGAGCCAGUUUUGAUGACAGACACAACAUGCCCUACAUGCAGGCUGUGACCCAUGAAGUGCAGAGGGUAGCCAACACUGUUCCACUCAGCGUCUUCCACUGUACAACUAAAGACACAGAACUCAUGGGAUAUUACAUUCCUAAGGGUACACUGAUCAUCCCCAACUUGACCUCAGUGCUGAGCGAGGAGGGACAAUGGAAAUACCCCAAUGAAUUCAACCCUGAAAACUUCCUCAAUGACCAGGGAGAGUUUGUGAAACCAGAGGCCUUCAUGCCUUUCUCUGCAGGUCCUCGCAUGUGUCUCGGAGAGGGUCUGGCUCGUAUGGAGCUCUUCCUCAUCUUGGUGACGCUGCUGAGGAAGUUUAAGUUCAUCUGGCCUGAGGAUGCGGGAGAGCCAGACUACACCCCAGUCUAUGGGGUCACUCUGACUCCCAAACCUUAUCGCAUGAAGGUCCAACUCAGGGAAAUGCAGUGAGCCCAGAAUUUAUCCAAAAUGAUGUUUUGACCAUCAUCAGGAAACAGACAACGACCAGCCAACAACAUGUUGAGUAGGAACAACAAAUUUGGAAAAUUUUUGUAUGGCCUAUAGGGCACACUGUUUGGCUCAGGGGCUAACUUUGCUUGCCGAACUUCUAUUUCCAGCUCUUUUGAUAAAUCAACCAAUGAAUUUGUAACAUGAAAUCAUAAGUAUAAAGUAUAACUUCAGUGACAUGCCAGUCAGUUUCCUCAAUCUGUGAAUUGCAAUAUAGUCCCUUUCCAUUUCCUUUACUGCACUUCUUACAUUGUAGGCACAGUGUGUGUGUUUAUGAUAUUCCAGAUGAUUCUGGUUGUGAAAUGAUUUAACUGUAGUUUUGGGUUCAGUUGUGUCGUUGUUUUACAAAUUAAAUCCACCACAGACUCGGUAAUGUUGACGGUGGUGUCCUGGAACAUGCUCCAGACUGCGUCAGUAGUGCAGACUUUAGGAUGGCUACUGACCUCUUGUGUAGUAUGUCCGAUAUUUUGACCUCAGCAAGAUGGCCGCAUGGACAGGAAAGGGUGGAUGCAGCUAAGGGUCAGAAUCAAACUUGCACCUCUGCUAAGGACUCAGAAUUUGUAGUACGUGGACUACUUGCUCUGCCAGGUGAGCUACCAGUUUUUUAUUUGCAUAUAGCAGUGAUCCUGAGUGUUUAUUUCACUUGAUUAUUGCUGUAACCAUAUAACAAAGGUCCUCUUACCUUAACAAAGUACUUUUUCUAACCCAAACCAUGGAGUUUUUAUAAACCAAGUUGUUAUUGCCUUAAUCUAACCAAACCUUAAUCGCAGUAUUGCAACAUCAUACAACAGACUUAUUUUUCAACAAUGUUUUUAUAACUUUUUUGGAAGUAAUGGAGAAUCUACAUUGUCAUGCUUAUAGGAACGUCAGAUCAGAAAACCACAUUGAGUUUUUUCUUUAGUGGACAAACAACGUAUUUUGUCGUUUCAUUUGGAGAACUUGUUGCUUCCAUGACAUGCCUUGAUAUGUACUCCUAAUGUUCAUUUGUUUGUUAAAAAAAAAAAAACAUGCUUUAAUAUGCAGUUGGUUUACAUGGGGUUGAUAUGAUGGAGGCCUUUCUGGCGUAUUUGUCGUGUUUUUACUUUGGUGUGUAACAUUUCUGAAUAUUGCAUUUUAAUGAUAUGCAUCUUUGUGUUAAAUAAAAUAAUCUUUAAUAUUAACAAAA